GCGGCCGCCCUGGACUCUCUAACCGCCCUGAGGUGCAUCAUGCCCGGCUGGAAGAAAAACAUCCCGGCCUGUCUGCAACCGGACCAGGAGGGAGAUGAGGGGCCGUACACCAAACACUCCGCCGGGUCGAGACCUCCAGAUGGAGCGCUGGCCAUCAGGAGGCAGAGCAUACCAGACGAGUUUCGGGGCUGCUCGGUGGUGGAGCUGAUGAAGAAGGAGGGCACGACGCUCGGUCUGACGGUCUCAGGGGGCAUCGACAAGGACGGGAAGCCUCGGGUUUCAAACCUGCGACAGGGAGGCAUCGCUGCCAGGAGCGACCAGCUGAACGUGGGCGACUACAUCCGAGCCGUUAACGGCAUCAACCUGUCGAAGUUCAGACACGACGAGAUCAUCAGUCUGCUGAAGAACGUCGGGGAGAGAGUCGUUCUGGAGGUCGAGUACGAACUACCGCCCGUCUCGGUGCAGGGGUCAGGGGUCAUGUUCAAGAACGUAGAAGUCACGCUUCACAAAGAAGGAAACAGCUUCGGCUUCGUCAUCAGAGGUGGGGCCCAUGAAGACAGGAACAAGUCACGCCCAAUCGUCAUAACAACCAUCAGGCCCGGUGGUCCGGCUGACAGGGAAGGGACCGUGAAGCCUGGCGACCGGUUGCUAAGCAUCGAUGGGAUCCGUCUCCACGGCAGCACGCUGACGGAGGCCAUGAGCAUCCUGAAGCAGUGCGGACAGGAAGCCACGCUGCUGCUGGAGUACGACGUCUCAGUGAUGGACUCGGUUGCCACGGCGUCGGGGCCGCUGCUGGUGGAGGUUGCCAAGGCGACGGGCUCCAGUCUGGGCGUGGCUCUGUCCACCUCCAUGUUCUGCAGCAAGCAGGUCAUCGUCAUUGACAAGGUCAAACCGGCCAGCAUAGCAGACAGGUGUGGCGCUCUUCAUGCAGGAGAUCACAUCCUGUCUGUUGACGGGAAGUCCAUGGAGUUCUGUUCUCUGGCUGAAGCCACUCAGCUGCUCUCUGCCUCCUGUCAGACCGUCCGCAUGGAGAUCCUGCCUCAACACCAGGCCCGACCGGCCCUGAACGCACCACAGCACGUCAAGGUGCAGCGUAGUCCCCGCACCCUCCCCUGGGAGACCGGAGGCUCCGCCCCCAUCCUCCCCCCCUACCACUACAACACCUACCACCCCGACCAAUCAGCUGCCAGAUCGCACAACCGCCACACAAACAACCCUCCUCUCAGCCACUCGUUCUCUCCCGGCUCCAUGUCGGCCUACAGUCUCUCGUCCCUCAACAUGAGCACCCUGCCCCGGAACAUGUAUCCCACGAGUCCACGGGGCACGCUGAUGAGGAGGAAGGGCAAGAAGAAGGACUUCAAGAGCUCCUUGUCUCUUGCGUCCAGCACCGUCGGCCUCGCCGGUCAGGUCGUUCACACGGAAACCACGGAGGUGACGUUGCUAGGCGACGGCAUCAUGGGGUUCGGCCUGCAGCUGCAGGGCGGGGUCUUCGCCACGGAAACGCUCUCCUCGCCGCCGCUCAUCGCUUACAUCGACCCCGACAGCCCGGCGGAGAGGUGUGGCAUCCUGCAGAUCGGUGACAGGAUUUUGUCCAUAAAUGGAGUUCCUACUGAAGACUCGACUCUGGAAGAAACCAAUCAGCUGCUCAGAGACUCGUCCAUCACGGCUCAGCUCACGCUGGAGAUCGAGUUCGACGUGGCCGAGUCGGUCAUUCCCAGUUCAGGAACGUUUCACGUGAAGCUGCCAAAGAAACCCGGAGUGGAGCUGGGCAUCACCAUCAGCUCUCCGUCCAACAGGAAGCCAGGUGAUCCUUUGAUCAUCUCUGACAUCAAGAAAGGCAGCGUAGCACACAGGACGGGCACUCUGGAGCUCGGAGACAAGCUGCUGGCCAUCGAUAACAUCCGGGUGGAGAACUGCUCCAUGGAGGAGGCCGUCCAGAUCCUCCAGCAGUGUGAGGAGCUCGUGAAGCUGAAGAUACGGAAAGACGAAGACAACUCAGAUGAACAGGAAGUGUCGGGCAACAUCAUCUACACGGUGGAGCUGCAGAGGUACGGAGGCCCGCUGGGGAUCACCAUCUCCGGCACCGAGGAGCCCUUUGACCCCAUCAUCAUCUCCUCACUGAGCAAAGGAGGGCUGGCCGAGAGGACCGGUGCGAUCCAUGUCGGUGAUCGUAUUCUGGCGAUCAACAGCAGCAGCCUGAAGGGGAAACCUCUGAGUGAAGCCAUCAGUCUGCUGCAACAAGCAGGAGAGACGGUCACUCUGAAGAUCAAGAAGCAGGGAGACUUGUCGAGCCCAAAGACUUGUGUGAUUGGUCCAGGCCUGGGGAUGGGGGCGGGGCUUGUCCAUGAGCACCAGGACGGGGUGGACGAGCCCAUCGUCAUGGUGACGCCUCUGUCAGGCCAGCGGGCGUUCAGCACGCUGCCGUCUGUGGACAGCGCCGUGGAGUCCUGGGACGGGUCCAACAUGGACAGCAGCUUCACCACGCCGGCUCCACCGUUUCAGUCGUCUCCGUACAGUUUCCACGAGUGGCGCAACACCAAGACGACCAACAGCCAAUCAUCUUCCUCCGCUCGCCAGAGAGCCAAUCCGCUGUCAGAUCUGGGCCUGAGCGACGACGACUGGGACCGCCCACCACUCGGAGGAGGCUGUAAUCUGCCCAGUGGUCUAAUCACUGACAUCAGGUUCACUGUGGGACACGAUGGGACAGAACCGGACCAGGAGGAGAACUUCUGGUCUCAGGCUCUGGAGGAUCUGGAGACGUGCGGCCAGAGCGGCAUCCUCAGAGAGCUGGAGGCAACCAUCAUGUCCGGCUCCACCCUCAGUCUGAACCACGACCCCACCCCCCUCCGCAGCACGCUGGGACGCCAGGCCAGCUUCCAGGAACGCAGCAACUCCAAACCACAGGUUUCCAACCGGUCCAACACCUUGCCCUCUGACCCCCAACGCAGAGCCUUCGCCAUGAGGAAGAUGAGGCAGGAAGUCAAUGAGAUCCUGAACCAGAACCCUGUGGAACUCCACAAGCUGACUCUAGAGAAGGUCUCCGAUCUGGAGGACUUUGGGUUCAGUGUUUCUGACGGCAUGCUGGACCGCGGCGUCUACGUCAACAACAUCCGACCAGGAGGCCCGGCGGAGUGUGGCGGCCUCCGAGCCUACGACCGAAUACUACAGAUAAACCACGUCCGGACUCGGGACUUCGACUGCUGCCUCGUCGUCCCGCUGAUCGCCGAGUCCCCGAACCACCUGGAGCUCGUCAUCAGCCGAAACCCCGCCUCCUCCUCCUCCACGCUGCUGGCCAAUCACACCGACGGCAUCAACAACAGCGCCCACUCCCCUCAGCCAAUCGGCGGCGAGCUUGGACCCUCGGAGUUCUCGAUUGGCCAGUCGGAGGACGGCGGUCCGAUCAAGUGGAGCCAACCAGGAGACGGUUUGGGGGCGGGGCUUGGGAUGGGUCAGGUGAACAAUAGCUCCUUAUAGCAGAGAAAAACUGGAUCAAACUGGAUUGAACCGGUUCCAACCAGAUCGGACUGGAGAACCGAAAAACUAAGUUGAAUAAAACUGGUUUCGACCCGUCCAAACUGGUUCAUAGUGGACCCAUCCCCCCCGCCCCCCAUGGUGCUACACACACCCUCUGGAUGAACUUUGACCUUUGACUACUAAAGUUUGACCUUUGAACUGCUGAAGCAGCCUGAAAGCACACUGAUGGACCGGAGCAACACCUCACCUUUUCACUUGAACCAUACUGGUCCUACUGGUGUCACUGGAACCAGAACUAUAACUACUGAUUCUUCUGGAACCAUUGCCAGAGCUACUGGUCUAACUGGUUAAUGGGUGCCAGUUCUACUAGCCCAGAGCCAUGGCUACUGAUUCUAUUGAAGCCA
This is a messenger RNA of Anoplopoma fimbria (sablefish), 3878 nucleotides long. It is a transcript of the gene grip1, whose product is annotated as glutamate receptor interacting protein 1. Lineage: Eukaryota; Metazoa; Chordata; Actinopteri; Perciformes; Anoplopomatidae. The record is from RefSeq and is a predicted model, not a curated record. Bases 40 to 3474 code for a protein of 1144 amino acids. Gene Ontology annotation, molecular function: nuclear glucocorticoid receptor binding. Gene Ontology annotation, biological process: neurotransmitter receptor transport, endosome to postsynaptic membrane. The transcript is spliced from 26 exons.